This is a messenger RNA of Brachypodium distachyon (stiff brome), 7487 nucleotides long. RefSeq names its product nuclear intron maturase 4, mitochondrial. The transcript has 4 exons. Gene Ontology annotation, biological process: mRNA processing. Bases 44 to 2608 code for a protein of 854 amino acids. The record is from RefSeq and is a predicted model, not a curated record. Lineage: Eukaryota; Viridiplantae; Streptophyta; Magnoliopsida; Poales; Poaceae.
UUCGAAAUGCGCCCCUCGGACGAGGUCAGACAGACUUGGAAACAUGAACCCCGUCGCUUGUCUUCGUCUUCGAGCGAGCGCCGCCACCCCUCCCUUCCCAUCCCGCUGCCGAGCAGCGCCCCAGCCCCCUCGCUCCGUCUCUCGUCUUCCUCCUCGUGCGAGCGCCUCCACCGCAGGUAUCUAUCUCCACUCGUUUCUCUCGCUCUCGUCACGCCACGAACAGAUCCCGCCCUUUAGCUCCCCGUUUCAUCUCCUUAAUAUUCGCCAAUUCGUAACUGAGGCAAAAAUCAAGGUACCGGGUCCUCUGCCCUUGGCAGAGAACGCUGUCGAAUCGCAGCAACCACCGGUGUCUUUGGCAAAGAGUCUGGCCUCUCUUGCCGAGGAAUCGACCCUGGCUGCCCAGAGGCAGCGGAAGCCCCUAUCAAGGAUGGAGCAGAAGAGGCUGGCCGAGCUCCGGAUAAAAAAGAGGGUCAAAGCACAGUAUCUGAACGGAAAGUUUUAUGAUCUCAUGGGUAAGGUUGUGGCUACUGCUGAUACGUUGGAAGAUGCUUACGACAUUGUCCGGCUGAAUUCUAAUGUCGACCUAGCAUCUGCUAGGGAUGAUGUUUGCUUUACCGCAUUGGCGGAGCAACUAAGGAGCGGCGAGUUUGAUAUCGCAGCAAACGCUUUCAAAGUUACUGCAAAGAGGCGAGGAGGGGAGCACCUUGUUCUUCCGCGGUUGAACUUGAAAGUUAUUCAGGAAGCUGUUAGGGUGGUGCUUGAGGUUGUGUACAGACCUCAAUUCUCCAGGAUAUCACAUGGUUGUCGCAGUGGGCGAGGAUAUCACUCAGCUCUGAGGUUCAUAUCCAAUGAAAUUGGGGUUCCAGAUUGGUGCUUUACUGUCCCCUUGUACAAAGAGGUAGAUCGUAAUGUAGUCUCUAAGCUCAUUUCACAAAUACAGGAAAAGAUUGUUGACGACUACUUAGUUACAUUCAUGCAUGAUAUGUUUGAUGCAGAGGUGGUCAAUUUGGUAUUUGGAGGGUUUCCCAAGGGCCAUGGAGUUCCUCAAGAAGGAGUACUUGCACCUAUCCUGAUGAAUAUAUAUCUUGACAGUUUUGACCAUGAAGUAUUUAGGAUUUGCAUGAAGCACGAAGGCCUUUGUUCCGAGGCAACAAAUGUUGCAGACAAUCAGGGUUCUAGUUUGCGUCUCUGGUUUAGAAGUCAACUGAAGGACAGGGAUGUAAAUUAUGAAGAGCAAAGAGAGGGUUCGCCAAACAUAAGACUAUACGCUUGCAGAUACAUGGAUGAGAUUUUUGUCGCAGUUGUGGGAUCCAGAGACGUAGCAGAUAAUAUUAAGUCUGAGAUUGUUGAUUACUUAAGAACAUCACUUUACUUGAACGUUGAUGAUGGGUUGUAUCUUAUGCCGGUAAAAAAGAACUCCCGGGGGUUACAGUUUGCUGGUACUGUAGUCAGAGUGACAUCAAAAGAAAGUGCUGCUCUGAAAAGUGUGCAUAAGCUGAAGCAGAAGGUCAAUUUAUUCGCUUGUCAGAAGCAAGAGAUAUGGGAUGCUAUGAAUACUAGGUUAGGAAAGAAGUGGUUGGCAUAUGGUUUAAGGAGGAUAAAAGAGUCUGAGAUCAAACCACUUGGUCUGAGCACUCCGUUGCUGGAUCACAUUGCACAAUUCAGGAAAGAAGGGAUGAAGACAGAUCACUGGUUCAAAACUUUACUCAAGGUAUGGAUGCAGGACAUCAAUGCCAAAAAUGAAUUACAUGAGGAGGUGCUCCUUUCAAAAUACAUUGCUGAACCAGCACUUCCGCAAGAACUCAGAGAUGCUUUCAACAACUUUCAGAAGCAAGCAAAAGACUACAUCUCAUCAGAAACUGCUGCUACAAAAGCACUGGUGUCCAGCUUAAAGAACACGGAAUCAAUCAAUACCUGCACUGAUGGCACUGCCAUUAAGAUUCACGCACCUCUUAGUUAUAUCCAGAUGUGCCUCAAUCGCUAUGGUGUAGUUAAUCUUGAAGGUUUCCCUAGACAUGUUUCAGCCCUUGUCUUGCAAGAUGAUGAGCUAAUCGUCAGUUGGUUUUCAGGAAUAAUUCAUCGUUGGGUAAGAUGGUUCUCUGAGGUUGACAAUUUUAAAGAACUUCAACUUAUGUUAGUUGAAUCAGUUAGGAAAUCCUGCAUCAGGACACUAUCUGCAAAGUACCGGAUGUAUGAAAAACUGACAGAAAAGCGGUUUGAACUUGAUGAUUAUGGCAUUCCAAUGGUUGAGGACUUUGAGGCAGUGAUGGCACAGUUAGAGUCCAGUUCUUCUUUGGUUUCCAGUGAUGAAGCUCUGAUGUAUGGCAUUUCUAGUAGUGGUUUAUGUGUGCUAACCCUCUCACGAGUUAGUGUCUCUGCUCUGAAAUUCAACUGCUUUGUCAUGGGCUGCCAAUCUUCAUCACCAAGUAUGUACAUUAUUCAUGUGAAGGAGAAACAGCGGUUUCCAGGAUGGAGGACAGGUUUCUCAUCAUCAAUUCAUGGGAGUUUGAAUGGUAGACGACUUGGGUUGUGCACCCAGCAUGUUAAAAAUCUAUAUUUAGGACAAAUAUCCCUUCAGUCAGUUGACUUUGGUGUGCUGAUUAGAUGAUUCCUGAGGUUCUCAGGAGAAUGAUGGCUUUCUACUGGUAUAUAAUAGUAUAUCCGUUGUUUGAUGAGCAUAAGGAAUUUCUGACAGUAAUACUACCAGUCUACCACCGCCUCCUUAAUGUGUGGAUAAGAUCCACUUUUCAGUAUACUUGCUGAUAGUUAAUAGCACAGUUUCUUUAUGCACUGCCGCAUGGUAUUUUUCUUGGUUUAAUGCCAGUCUUUUGCCAUUCUAUUUGUUUUUGUAUAUGAGGACAACUGUUGUUUGUAUUUUCAGUCAUUCAUAUGAUGUCCACAUAACAACAGUUCCUUUUUUAGGAAAGCUGUGGUGUUCCUGUUGUCCUUAAAAAAAAUUAUCCAUCAGGAGAAGAUUUCUCUAUUUUGUGAUAGAUAGUUGCACCAUAUGAUGGCGGCUAUCUUUGAAUCGGCGUUCCUUAGCCGAUGAGACCAUAAAGUAAAGUCUUCUAAAAUGUUCCUAAUUGUUACAUUUGGUGGUAGAGAUAUACGACGAAAAACAAUACUAUUUCUUGAGUCCCAAAUCUUCCAUAGGAUAGUGAACACCAUGGCCGGCCACAGAAGUGUAGGGACGGCAGCAUCUGGUGGGUUUGACGUCCAAGGUGCAGUAUGAGAUGAGGGGAACGAAAGUCCCAGCUGAUUCCACACAGCCCGGCUUGAUUGACAUUGGAAGAACAAAUGGUCAUUGGUUUCCGGUGCAUGAUUGCAGCGUGGACAAGCAUCUUCAGUGAUGAUAUGUUUCUUGAGGUUUCUUCGUGUAUUUAGUCGAUCACAGUAGAGAAGCCAGCCAAAUAUUUUCACUUUAACUGGCACAUGGCAAUGCCAAAUUGCUGCCACAUCCAGGUCAUGGACAGCAUCUGGUACGCCAUGUGGUGACGCGCGUUAAUUAAUGUUUUUCCGUAAAUGCACUGGUACCAGCAUUCCAGCAAUGCAUUGCUACCAAUUUAUGUCAUUUGGUUGAAAUAAAUGGGGGUAUCAGUAGAUCGUUAUCAUCUCAGUUUCAUGCUGUUAGAUCUAAUUGGAGAAACUAAUUGACUAUUCUUUUUUGGAGAAUAAGAGGGGUUUCGCCCCUGUUCCAUUCAUCUCAUGAUAAACAAAACAAGCUGUUCGUUCUGACUCGGAGGCGCACAGUUUAAGCAGCGGCCAAAUAUGUUGCUCCUACUGUUUUCUCUUGGUGAUUAGCUGCGAUCAUAGCCAACAAGUUCACCUUACAGCACCCAGACAAAUCGCAUGGACAUGAAUAACGAUGAAGUCAAAGAACAGAGCACAUAUCAAUCUAUUUUAGAUUUUCUAGUUUGCUCCCACAUUUAUAUUGAAUUAUAAUAUCCACCGGACAUUAUAUUAUCCUGACAUGCUAUUAUAAUGCAAUUAUGCAGGUACUACCAGUCGACUAGUUGGUUAUAUUUCACUCUGUUCCUUUUGCUGUAUUUGUGAUGCACAAACUAAUCGCAUGGAAUCUACUCCCUCCAUUUCACAAAGAAAUGAGAAGGGGAGAGGAGUUCGUUUUAUCCCCAAGAAAGUUUGAUUUAGAACAGAGCACAUGUAUUCAGUUUCAUAUGGGGGCAAUUACAGACAUGUAUUGAUUUCGAAUCAAUGGACAUUCACAAAGGUAUAUCAAUCUGUACAACUGUUUUCUGCUUUCAUGCUUCUCUACAUGCCCUCCAUCUAAACCAUUCAUGGUGGUUCUUGUACACUUAUGUCACAUUUGAUUUCUUCUUAAGAUGAUUAUUUCAUGGAGUUGAUUAUGCUACCAUGCCAUGUCAGAAGUUAACUCAAGUGGCCCAAUUAUUAUUCAAUGUAGUACAUUACAAAACAUAAGAUAAUAGUUAUACCGAAACACCACAAGAGAAAUAACAUAGGCCACAAAACUAGGACUCAGCAUAAGCACCCCUUUUUUUUACCGAAAAUCAGCAUAAGCACCUUAUUCUUAGUUAUGGACUGGUGUCCUCCUACGAGGAAAGCGAUUGUAAUCCCUGUUAAGAAAUUUGAGAACUUCAUCACUGGCCUCUAGCAUUUUGUGCUUCCUGUCAUCAUUAUUUUUAUAUAAGGUGCUGGGAACAAUGGAGUCUUCCAGUUCUGUUUUGGAGCCUGAACUCGGAUUCCUGGAUGGCAAUAUUCGGAUAUGUCGAGGAUUUGGAACAUUCAGUACUUGCCCUGAUAUGCUUCCUUCUAGUUUUAUGCUGCCCAUGGAUGGUCGUGCCUUCAUCCUGGAGCUACCACUAUCCUGAGAUAUUUUGCUUUGAAAUUAGCAGUGGCCUAUAUUCCGUUGGUUAGUCAAUAUAAGAUAAUAGGGAAAGUUGAAGACAGGUGCUCAUGAUGACUUUCUUGGACAGAUUGUCUAUAUUUGAGAAACAUCGGUCAAAUAUAGAGUGCAUGUGUUCUUGAAUAUCAAAGGUUACAAGUAUGCAUGUCUCACUAUGUUAUUUGGCAUUCUGUAGAGAUUCUGGAUCUACCUAACACUUUUAUAUUUUUCCUCAUAGACGCACAUGUCCAUUGUUGCUUCUUUUCUUUUCUUUUGAGAUGGUACUCAUAGCAACAAUGAAUUUUGAGAUGGUACUCAUAUCUUAGUAGGUAACUAAGAGAAAACAUGUAUGGCAUGUAUGGUGUCCUGGAAGGAGGAAAAGAUCACCUUUAUUACACUGGAAGGAGCACAUGAAUUUGUUGAGUUAUUCUUAAUAUCUCCUGCAUUUAGAACAAGAGAAUAUUCAAACCGGUUAGAAAACUUUAGUGUACCAUUUCAUGAGUUAUUCCUUUUAUUUGUUGAGGAAUAUUUGUGGAAUCAAGCUGCAGAGGUAGAAAGAUAUGAAGAGAUAUAUCUAAUACAGUUUUCUUUUGACGGGAUAUAUCUAAUACAGUUGGAGCAUAAGCGUUACCGUUUCUUAAGUAGGAACACUGAUAUUACUAUUAUGACACAGGGGAAACACAACAUGUUACUGCUAGUCAUGAGUAAACACCUAUAUCUAGCAAGGAAGGUCAUAGCUGACAAAUAUAAUAACCAACCAAAAGAGAAAAGAAAACAAGCUAGGAGCUAGCUCUAGUUACUUGGCUGUACCCAAUCUAAUUCUAGUUGUUCUUGGGUGGGUGGUUCCGUGGUUGACGGUAAUCAGCAGUGAAGGGUAUGUGGCCAUCAAAAUAAGUCCCUGGAUGAAGUUUUCUACUUCUAAAAUAACAGUUCAUACUCAAAUCCUUCCUUCCUCCAUGCCCACAUUUCCCAGCAGAAUGUUUUGCACCUGAGCUUGGUAUGCUUCUAGCAUCAUUUGCGUCGGCAGUUCCAAAAUCCAUCUUUCGUACUGUCGGCACAUUGUUUCUGAUUUCCUCAUCUAUGUUGGUCUUCUCAACAGUGAGCUCCUACGUAUCAGUAGUAACUUUAUUAGGCAUGAGCCCUGGAUAGUGCAUUUCAUAAAAUAAUUACAAGUUAUGCCAGCUCUUACAGUUCUUACCAGCUUGGUUUCUACUCCUCUCGUUGCCAUCAGCAAUUCUAAGAACAGACAGUAAACACAUCAGUGUUUUUUCAUCAAAAAGAGUAUACCAGUGUGUCACACACAUGCAAUUAACACCAAGAACUAAAGGAGGAAAUGAACUUGAAUGAAAAGCUUUGGCUCUAGCAUGCACAUGCAAAAAAAAGAAGUAGCAGUGUCUACCUCUAUGGGCAGUGGUGCCGAAGGACCCAAUGGUGGCCAAUAGGAUGACCAUCCAAAGCAAGAAGCUUACACAUUUUAAAGACCGCAUAACUAAUGGUGGCACUGUUCUUUGGUAUGUCUGUCUUGUAACUGACAGGAAAGGGAAGGAGAAAGCACAACACAAAACGGUGGAUUUAUAGUGCCGUGUCGACAUUGAGAGUUCGACACCCCAUUGGUCAAACUCUGACUUGAAGUAUCUCCUGUGCAUAGAAUGCCGCAUUUGUACUUGUAGUCCAUAUAAUAAUCUGAGGACUCAGAAUUUUCUUAUUGCCUUGAGUAUAUUCAUGUACUUGGAAGUAAUCAAAGUUUGUCCCUUGUUCAUCUGCCAGCCAGUACUUCCCAAGGAUCUGCCAUUGCUUGAGAUAGAAGAUUUUGAGUACCUUGGGCGUUCUGCACUGGGUAGCAAAGUGUAGUGGCCAACUACUAGAAAGGUUUUCGGUGACCAAGGCUACAACCUAGGGCUUCACCUCUCUUUGACCUAAAAUAAUGCUCUUUUUUUACUCUGAAAAUAAUGCUUUUUGGUGCCCCCACAUGUACCUUAAAAGUUAAAAUUCAUAUUGAUGCAUCAGACUCCCAGAUGAUGACCGAAAAUAACUGAUGGUGCGGCGAACCACACGCCCUCACAAGAUCAUACUGGUGUUACGCGGCUGUUGUCGGUGGCAUUGAAUGGGGUGGGAGCUUAGGAGUGAACGCUCGUCGAAUCCAUUUGCAGUCGAUUGAAUUUGGUGCUGAUCAUGGAAAAUGACUCUUAAAGCAUUGACAGGACGCCAGCUUGAGCGUUGGUACUGCUGAUUGAAGGCCCUGGCAGGCCCCUGGUCCUGGUGCGAAUAUUCAUGUCGUACCUGGAAUGUAUUCCCUCAGACAAUCGAGUGGGUCUUCUCAGAUUCAAGCUGUGCCAGCUGCGUGUUCGUGCGGUCGCAAUUCACAUUACAUGAAAGGUUUAGAAAGGUGGCAUUGCGUUCUUGUUUGUCUACUCAAUGAGCCUACAGAAAAUGGAAGUACUUUCAUAUUUGAUGGUAUACACAUUUGAUUGAACACUGAGGUAAUGAGGUCUUUUUGAAAACAUGAUGGAGCAGAUUCAAAGCUUUCCACGAGUGAGGCGAUAAUUUUGUACUUACUAGCUGAAAUGCCCGUGCGUUGUAACAGAACAACAAAAUAAAAUGAUAUAUUCAAAAACAUGUAUCAAAA